AUGCAGUUCUAUCCCUCCUUUCUGGCCGCUGGCCUCUUCGCUGCCCUCGCUUCCGCUCUGCAUCUCGAGAUCAUCAGCGAAGACGGGGAAUGCAAGAUUCAAGUAGGCACGCCGGACGCACCGGACUAUGGAUGCUACGGUACCACAGCGGGAUUUGCCCCUGAUGUGAACGGCGACUGCUCCCAGUUUUCUAGCGGCGCAGAUGUUGCAGGCCCCUUGGAAGUCUGUACUGAGUACGCUAGUGUGAAAAUCACGGGCAAAACGGCGCUUUUCACCGAUACUGGAAUUGGAAACCCUGUAUCUAUACCUUGUGACUUUGAUGUUCUAAAUGCCGAUGAGUCCUGCGACGUAUAG
This is a messenger RNA of Penicillium macrosclerotiorum, 354 nucleotides long. RefSeq lists its product as uncharacterized. The record is from RefSeq and is a predicted model, not a curated record. The transcript is spliced from 2 exons. NCBI's taxonomy places the organism in Eukaryota, Fungi, Ascomycota, Eurotiomycetes, Eurotiales, Aspergillaceae. Bases 1 to 354 code for a protein of 117 amino acids.